AUGAUGAAUCAGAAGACGGCAAAGAUUACUUACGAUUGUAAAUGCUCGCCACUUGAAUGUCCACCAUCUCCAACUCUGGAAAAAUCUGCAAAAAUAUUAAAAUGUGGUAACAAUAGCAAUCGCGACGAUGAUUACGAUGGAAAUAUGAACUCAUCUGAUGAUGAUGAUGAGGCUCGUCCUUCAGGUUCUCUUGAACUGCGUAUUCCUAAUAUCAGCAUGUUUACAGAUCAGGUAUUUUAA
Protopolystoma xenopodis is the source of this 240-nucleotide messenger RNA. Lineage: Eukaryota; Metazoa; Platyhelminthes; Monogenea; Polystomatidea; Polystomatidae. The record is from the annotation of a GenBank genome assembly.